Messenger RNA from Moneuplotes crassus, 1296 nucleotides. NCBI's taxonomy places the organism in Eukaryota, Ciliophora, Spirotrichea, Euplotida, Euplotidae. The record is from the annotation of a GenBank genome assembly.
AUGAUAAAUAGUAAGCUGGUAGCCUUUUUGGAGAAUAAGAUUAGUGAGAAGAAACAGCAGAAAAAGCCUGGAGAAAAAUAUAAAAUCAAACUUAAUGCAAGGAGAGGCUACAUGCCGAAGAUAGGCUCAAAAAUUUAUGAGAAUAAAUUAGCUAUAUCAAGAUUAAUGGCUCAAAAGAAGUCGUCAAAUUUUUCUCAAACAAGAGAUUUUGAUAAUUCCUUCACAAGUGAUGACUACUCUCCGUAUUCUCUCAAACGAAGAAGUAGAGUUAUCAACAGAAGAUUUACUUCAAACUUUCUUCCAAAAGAAAGUAGUACUAGAAGUCAAUUAAGAAGUUAUGGGAAAAUGAAUACUACAGGGAUGAACUAUAUGCCAUACACAAACACAAAGAGUUCUUUAAACACAACUUGGAAUAGGGAAUCUAACUUUAAGAAGUAUUUCUCAAAACCCACAAUUUCCUCGACAAAGGGGUUUACCCACACAAAUUCUGAGAAGUUUAUAAGUAGAACCAUUUAUGGAGGAAAUCUUAUGAAAAGUCAUAGCAAGAAGUUCAAGCCUGCUGUUUAUCAGGACAACAAGAGCAUGCCAAAGAAGAACUCUCUGAACUAUAGAGAGAUCAAGCGUCUGAGAGAAGAAUUCAACCUUGAAAGGAAUGAAGUCUAUACCUUGAACUCAGAGUAUGAUUCGAUGCUCUACAUGCAGGAUAACAAAACCUCCAAAGGAGGAUUAGACCCUGGAGGGUCUAAAAACUCCUUCUUUGAUUUUGGGGGUGAGCAAGAGGAGAAAGGGAUCACAUGCCAGUUCUUCUUUGAUAAUGCUACCUUUAUUAAAGGGAUCCUCCCUGAAAUAAUGAAACGGAUUGUCAUUGCGUUAGGACUUGAUGCUGAUAGUCCUAUUACCACUCUAAGCAAAGAGCACUACUUGAAAUUAUACUGCAUGCUUGAGAAAUCAACUUAUAAAGAUGAUGGAGUCAAGUUUUGGUGCACCUUUUUCGACCCUCAUGGGUUUGGGACUGUACCAGAAAAAGAUUACAUGAGUCUUCUUGAGAAAAUGGUUAGAGGGAAGUCAUAUGAUUUCUCUAACCAUUUUACACAACUAUAUGCUGAGAAGAUACAGAAAAUUUUUGAGGAAACAGGAUGACUUCUGCCUGAAAAUGAACUUGUUAUUUCAAAGUUUAAAAAAUGCCUUCAGAAUGAAAGAGUUCCAAAUGCUCUUGAAAAUCCUGACAUUCCUGUAAUCAAAGAAAUCUGGUUCUCAUCAGCUCUUGGGAAUCGGGAGCUGAUUCUAGAUGAUUAA